Iphiclides podalirius (scarce swallowtail) is the source of this 360-nucleotide messenger RNA. NCBI's taxonomy places the organism in Eukaryota, Metazoa, Arthropoda, Insecta, Lepidoptera, Papilionidae. The record is from the annotation of a GenBank genome assembly.
AUGAUCAGGUCUCGGCAAUCAAACUCUAGCAGCCCCGUGAGACGUGUAACCCAUGUAAGGUCACUUUCACCAACGAUUGUUGGGACACUGUCUCCUCCACUUUGCAACUCGCCCGUCCGGAACAACGCUCAACUGCUCAACAGUCGCCGCGAAGACGGUGCGUCACAAAUGACUGUGUCUGUCGGGGAUAGUAAGGAGCUCAGUGAUGACGGAGAAAAAUUAAGCCGAAAGAAGAGACCGGGCUGUGAUAAGUGGAUGGGUAGCAUCCGCGCACUCCGUGACUCUCAUCUUCGUCUUGUUAUGCGUCAGCUACGUCAGUUCCGACAGAUCGAGCGACUCAGUCGCUCAUUAAAACAAAAG